This is a messenger RNA of Gopherus evgoodei (Goodes thornscrub tortoise), 3026 nucleotides long. RefSeq names its product putative testis-specific Y-encoded-like protein 3. Bases 1 to 1695 code for a protein of 564 amino acids. The record is from RefSeq and is a predicted model, not a curated record. Gene Ontology annotation, molecular function: chromatin binding; histone binding. Gene Ontology annotation, cellular component: nucleus; chromatin. The transcript has 8 exons. Gene Ontology annotation, biological process: nucleosome assembly. NCBI's taxonomy places the organism in Eukaryota, Metazoa, Chordata, Testudines, Testudinidae.
AUGAGCGGGGACGGGGGGGUCCCCCGGACCGCACCACCCUCCCCGGCCGCCAAGCGCCGCCGCCCGGACCCGCUGCUGAAGGAGACCGAGGCCGCCCAGGCGCUGACCCAGCUGACGGCCUGGAGGGGCCUGGAAACCGCCGGGCGGCAGGGGGCGCCCGCGGCCCGGGGGGGCCUGGAAACUGCCACCCCCCUGCGGGGCCGCCUAGACACCCUUGGCAGGGGGCAGGGGAGCCCCAACACCGCCAGUGGCAGGAAGGGGGGCCAAGAAACUUCUGAGGGGGGGAGGAGCCCCCAAAGAAGGGGGUCCUGGAAACCCCAGCUACAAAGACGGGGAGGCUUGACACCACCGCCACUGAGGGGAAGGGAGGCCUGGAAACCCCAGCUACAAAGACGGGGAGGCUUGACACCGCCGCCACUGAGGGGAAGGGGGUCCUGGAAACCCCAGCUACAAAGACGGGGAGGCUUGACACCACCGCCACUGAGAGGAAGGGAGGCCUGGAAACCACAGCUACAAAGACGGGGAGGCUUGACACCACCGCCACUGAGGGGAAGGGAGGCCUGGAAACCCCAGCUACAAAGACGGGGAGGCUUGACACCGCCGCCACUGAGGGGAAGGGAGGUCCUGGAAACCACAGCUAAAAAGACGGGGAGGCUUGACACCACCGCCACUGAGGGGAAGGGGAUUCUGGAAACCCCAGCUACAAAGACGGGGAGGCUUGACACCACCGCCACUGAGGGGAAGGGGGUCCUGGAAACCCCAGCUACAAAGACGGGGAGGCUUGACACCACCGCCACUGAGGGGAAGGGAGGCCUGGAAGCUGCUGAUGGCCGGGAGGGGCGCAGGAAGAGGAGGGCGGAGGAGGAGUGCUCCAUCAUCUCGGUGGGGGAGGAGGAGGAGGAGGAGGAGGGGACCGCGGCGGCCCAGCCGGCCCCGGACACGGAGAAGUACCUGGAGGCGCUGGAGGCGGUGCAGCUGGAGCUGGAGGCGGUGAAUGAGCAGGCCGGCUGCGCCUUCCGCAUCCUCAGGGCCAAGUUCGGCCACAUGCGCCGGCCCCACCUCGAGCGCCGCAACCGCAUCAUCCAGAACAUCCCCGGCUUCUGGGUCAGCGCCUUCCUCAAUCACCCCCAGUUGUCGGCCAUGAUCAGCGACCGCGACGAGGACGCCCUGAGCUACAUGACCAACCUGCAAGUGGAGGAGUUGACUCACACCAAGUCGGGGUGUAAGAUCAAGUUCUACUUCAGUGGGAGCCCCUACUUCCAGAACGAGGUGAUCGUCAAGGAGUUCCAGCCGGCCUCCUCAGGCAGGCUGGUGUCGCACUCCACCCCCAUCCGCUGGUGGAGGGGCCAGGACCCCCGUGCCCACGGCUGCAAGAGCCCCGAGAUGGGGCGCAGCUUCUUCAGCUGGUUCGGGGACCACAGCUUCCCUGCCGGUGACCGGAUCGCUGAGAUCAUCAAGGAGGACCUCUGGCCCAAUCCCCUGCAGUACUAUCUGAUGGGUGAGAAUGGGGGCGCCGGGGAUGACAGUGGGACGGAGCACGGGGAUGACUGCGUGGUGAUCGUGGACGACGAGGGGGAGGAGGACGAGGUGCAGGAAAUCAUGGACGAGGAAGAGGAUGGCAAGGAAGGCAGUGCGGCGGAGGAGCUGAUGGCGGAGUCGGCUGGCCCGGGCUCAGAGCCGGAGGAAGAUGGAUGAUCCCCACACCCCCCCAGCCCCACCAGCCCCCGAAGAUGGACCAGGAUCCCCCCCCCCGACGCCCCCUGCUGGGGUUGGACUCUGUGACUGAGCUUUGUCCACGGCCCCCGGCUCAGGGCUUGGGGCAAUUAAUCGCAUCCCUUCAGUUAUUGAGGGCAGCUGCAGUUCCCAGCCUGGACACUGGGGGGCAGCGCGCCCCUGCCCUGUCAUGAGUGGGGCAGUCAUCUGGGCGGGCCCUGGGCCUGCUGCAGUCGGGUAUCAGCCCAGGGCUCUGGGGGCAUGGUGGGUAAAUACCCCCCCAGUGGCUGGUGGGGCCCUGCCUGGCCACGGGAGAGGGGCAUUGUGGGUAAAUACCCCCCCAGUGGCUGGUGGGGCCCUGCCUGGCCGCGGGAGAGGGGCAUGGUGAGUAAACCCCCCCCCCAGUGGCUGGUGGGGCCCUGCCUGGCCGCGGGAGAGGGGCAUUGUGGGUAAAUACCCCCCCAGUGGCUGGUGGGGCCCUGCCUGGCCGCGGGAGAGGGGCAUGGUGGGUAAAUACCCCCCCAGUGGCUGGUGGGGCCCUGCCUGGCAGUGGGAGAGGGGCAUUGUGGGUAAAUACCCCCCCCACUGCCAGGUGAGUCCCUGGCUGGCUGCGGGAGAGGGGCAUUGUGGGUAAAUACCCCUCCCCAGUGGCUGGUGGGGCCCUGCCUGGCCACGGGAGAGGGGCAUUGUGGGUAAAUACCCCCCCCCACUGCCAGGUGAGUCCCUGGCUGGCCGCGGGAGAGGGGCAUUGUGGGUAAAUACCCCUCCCCAGUGGCUGGUGGGGCCCUGCCUGGCCACGGGAGAGGGGCAUUGUGGGUAACCCCCCUCCCCAGUGGCUGGUGGGGCCCUGCGCCUCCAGUGGCCUGUUCCAUGCAGCUCAGGGUCUCUUGUUCCAUUAAUUAAUUGUGUUAAGUGGCUGGCCGAUAACACGCCCCCCCCAGCCUGGGGCCCCCCAGGACCCACUGCCAGCCUCAGUUCCCCCCCCAGGCUGCUUCCUGCACCUUUACUGCACCCCCCCAGCUCAAUCCCAUCAGCCCCUGGGGUUGGGCACAACUGUGCCCAUCCGUGGGGGGAGUUUAUAACCCCCUCAUGGCAGCCAUGUGAUCUGCCUGUCUGCUGGGGGGCACCGUGGGGCAGGGCGGGGCGCUCCUCAGAUGUCUUGUAACUGAGUGGAGGCGCUGGGCUAGUGGGCACCUGGUGCCCCCCCAUGGCCACCCUAUGCAAUGCUACUGAGGGGGGGGGUGGCACCCGGGCAGGGGGGUGUUGGAUGUGGCCCCCUGAAAACAAAGCACUUAAUAUACAGAGAGAUUUCA